AUGGGUCAGCAGGGACGUCCAUUACACGAUUUCUUUGGUGCCCUCAGCAUAGUCUCUAUAAAGAUUACACGUAUCGUUAUACUAAAUAUCUAUCUAUCUAUCUAUCUAUCUAUCUAUCUAUCUAUCUAUCUAUCUAUCCUAGAAUGCUCAUAUUUCUCUCUCUUUCUCUCUCUAUCUAUCUUAGCAUGUUCAUAUUUCUCCCUGUGUCUCACUCUCUGUUAUAAAUUUUAUCUACUUUACCUAAUAUCUAUCUAUCUAUCUAUCCAAUGCUCACAUCGCUCUCUCUCUCUCUCUCUCUCUCUCUCUCUGUCUAAGACCAUUUCUUCCCAUCUAUAUUCUCCGGUCGGAAUCUUCUUUCUGGUUGCUGCCAAAGUCGUAGAAGUGGAAUUUCCACAGCUCACAUUCUACCGUUUAUUAAUGUACACCAUCACCGUCCUUGUUGGUCUUCUCGGACAUGGCUUUGUUAUAUUGCCUCUCGUCUACUUUCUUAUGACAAGGAAAAACCCGAUUCCUUUUGUGUAUGGAAUAUCACAAGGGAUUAUUACUGCAUUAUCGACCUCCUCAAGUACAAUUGUUUUUUUUAUCUUUUUUUGUCCUUUUACUUUUUUGUCCUUUUUCUUUUUUGUCCUUUUUCUUUUAUUGGCAUUUUUCUUUUUUGUCCUUUUUCUUUCUUGCCCUUUUUCUUUUUUUUGCCCUUUUUAUUUUUUGACCUUUUUCUUUUUUAUCCUUUUUCUUUUUUGUCCUUUUUCUUUUUUGUCCUUUUUCUUUUUUAAUCUUUUUCAUUUUUGUCCUUUUUCUUUUUUACCCUUUUUCUUUUUUUUUGCCCUUUUUAUUUUUUUAUCCUUUUUCUUUUUUGUCCUUUUUCUUUUUUUGUCUUUUCUCUUUUUUGUCCUUUUUCUUUCUUGCCCUUUUUAUUUUUUUUACCCUUUUUAUUUUUUGCCCUUUUUCUUUUUUGCACUUUUUCAUUUUUGUCCUUUUUCUUCCUAUUUUUCUUAA
Messenger RNA from Acanthosepion pharaonis, 996 nucleotides. The record is from the annotation of a GenBank genome assembly. NCBI's taxonomy places the organism in Eukaryota, Metazoa, Mollusca, Cephalopoda, Sepiida, Sepiidae.